AAUUGAAAACCAAAACCCUAAUUCCACUUCCUUCUUCCUCCCGCUCGUCACACUAACUCCGGCUACCCCAAGCAGCGUCGGCCGUUUCUGCUCUCAGCUUGCAUUUGGAGCAAUGGUGAGAGUUAGUGUCUUGAAUGAUGCUCUCAAGAGCAUGUACAAUGCAGAGAAGAGGGGCAAAAGACAGGUCAUGAUCAGGCCAUCCUCAAAAGUGAUCAUCAAGUUCCUGUUGGUUAUGCAGAAACAUGGUUAUAUUGGAGAGUUUGAGUAUGUUGAUGAUCACAGAGCUGGGAAAAUUGUGGUUGAAUUGAAUGGAAGGCUUAACAAGUGUGGGGUGAUUAGCCCUCGUUUUGAUGUUGGUGUGAAAGAGAUUGAAGGUUGGACUGCUAGACUUCUUCCUUCAAGACAGUUUGGGUAUAUUGUGCUGACAACAUCUGCUGGUAUCAUGGACCAUGAAGAAGCCAGAAGAAAGAAUGUAGGUGGAAAAGUACUCGGCUUCUUUUACUGAGACAGAUUUUCAAUAGUUAUCAUUUUAGAAAUUUUGCUUGCCUUGCCACCAAAGUAGGUUAUCCUCUUUCAAUGUUCGUUCUGAUUCAAAUAUAUAUUGUGAUUUUCAGGAUGUUUUUCAUAUCAUUUUACCUGUGAUGCUUGAGAUUUUGAUCUUUCAUUCUUGUCACCAGAUGCAGUUCAUAG
This is a messenger RNA of Rubroshorea leprosula, 690 nucleotides long. The record is from the annotation of a GenBank genome assembly. Lineage: Eukaryota; Viridiplantae; Streptophyta; Magnoliopsida; Malvales; Dipterocarpaceae.